AUGUCACAGAGCGCAGUUCGCGUAGCGACCGGCCUCCAGCAACAUCUGACAAAGGAGUGUUUGCAAAAGGCAGCGGAAUGCUUCAGACUUAAACCCAGACAUUUGUUAUUCUAUCAUCCGAUCAAAUUCGAAAUUCGCCACACAUUUCCGUCCUCGAAAUUAUCACUGUAUUCAGAAGAGAUCAACGGAACCACGUAUUGGUUAGGGCAUCUUCGGAACAAGCUCUCCAAGGACACGCCCAUUUUCACAUACGAAGGCACUUACAAUGAAGCGGAUUUUCUCAAAGCAUUCGAAGAAUUCGAGAACAUUCACGAUUUGUUCGCACGUUCUCGGUUACCUUUGAUAGUGGCCGAAGAAAAGAUCACCACGUCGAUCUUUUCUUAUCUGUCGAGGAUUGACAGCGAAAUCGAUAAACGUAACUAUCCAUGCUACCUUUUCUACAUGACCGAUGAGCAAAUGAAAAAUCUCAUUCAAAAACGAUUGCAGCUACCUGAAGGCUAUACGAUUGGUACACCUAAUUUGGAGGAGGAAGCACGUUGUAUGACUGGCACGUGGAGAUAUGGCGCUGAUGGUGGUCUCGAAUUGACAAGGGAAAAAAUCCGCCGCUUUCCCUCCGUAUGCGUUCGAAAAGAUGGCCGAAUGGUCGGUUUUUAUAUGUUGGAACCGCUCGGCUGGUUGAAUCAUCACUUUGUGUUCGAAGAGCACCGUGGAAAAGGCAUUGGUACACUGCUGGAGUUAGCACACAGUCAAAAUUGCAUACGUGCCGGUAUGAGAGUAUGUAAACUUGUCGAACUAUGUAAUCAAACAGCCAUUGAAUCCACAAAACGUUCGAAAUAUUGGACACUGGCCAAAGGUGAUAGCGGUGAAGAACUUGUUAUUGAUUACUUGGAUAUUUACAAAUAA
Necator americanus (New World hookworm) is the source of this 903-nucleotide messenger RNA. RefSeq lists its product as uncharacterized. The coding region runs from base 1 to 903 and encodes 300 amino acids. Gene Ontology annotation, molecular function: glycine N-acyltransferase activity. The transcript has 7 exons. The record is from RefSeq and is a predicted model, not a curated record. Gene Ontology annotation, cellular component: mitochondrion. Lineage: Eukaryota; Metazoa; Nematoda; Chromadorea; Rhabditida; Ancylostomatidae.